Diospyros lotus (date-plum) is the source of this 673-nucleotide messenger RNA. RefSeq names its product replication protein A 14 kDa subunit B-like. NCBI's taxonomy places the organism in Eukaryota, Viridiplantae, Streptophyta, Magnoliopsida, Ericales, Ebenaceae. The transcript is spliced from 3 exons. The coding region runs from base 165 to 485 and encodes 106 amino acids. Gene Ontology annotation, biological process: DNA replication; DNA repair; DNA recombination. The record is from RefSeq and is a predicted model, not a curated record. Gene Ontology annotation, cellular component: nucleus. Gene Ontology annotation, molecular function: DNA binding.
AGGUAAUUUGGUAACAUCCCCCUUAUUCCGGUCACAACCCUAAUAAGGAUUGCGGACGCCCCCACAAAUCAACCUGUCUUGUAGGGUUUUUGGAAACACCGAAGGGGGGCUGAGCUCCAACGAAAUUCUCUGCAUUGCGCGAGAGAAGUGUUAUUUCUUAGGAUAUGGAUACAUCAAAUCCUGCAGUUUUUGUAAAUGUGGAGCUGCUCCGCCUCUAUGUGGGACGGAAGGUCCGGGCAGUCAUUCAGGUUGUGAGAUCUGAUGGCAAUGUUGUUGUUGGAAAAUCUACGGAUGACAAACAGUUAAUUGUAAAAGGCUCACCGCCUGUUCCUCUUACCACUUAUGUUGAGGUGAUUGGUAUUGCUGACAGUAACCAGUCUAUCCAUGCUGAAAUAUGGACCAAUUUUGGUGAUACAUUUGACACAAACAAUUACAAUCAGCUUUGCAUACUGGCAAAUGGAGAAUACAAGCACUUGUUUAUCUGAGGAAGCACAAUGGACCUUAGCUUGUCUUUAGUAUUUGAAUGCCUCUGUAAUGGCUUUAGCCUUUAUGUCUUUUGGCGAACCAUGAGCAGUCAUUACUCUUGUUUUGUAGCCCUGGCAAGAAGGACGCAGUAUUCUUCAAUUUGAAGAAUAUACGUAUAUAUAUAUAUAUAUAAACAAUUUUAAUCUCA